Molecule: messenger RNA, 3477 nt
Organism: Aegilops tauschii subsp. strangulata
Lineage: Eukaryota; Viridiplantae; Streptophyta; Magnoliopsida; Poales; Poaceae
Product: aminopeptidase M1-C
Biological process (GO): proteolysis; peptide catabolic process
Cellular component (GO): cytoplasm; membrane
Molecular function (GO): zinc ion binding; metalloaminopeptidase activity; peptide binding
Source: RefSeq, a predicted model, not a curated record
CUCGCUCGGCUGGCCGGGCGCGUCCGUCGGCCUGGAUCCAUCUGCCUGCCUGCGCGCGAGUGCGGCGGUUCACUCGAUCCAACUCUAUCUUGGCUGACGUGCCGCUCCCUCCAUCGGCUCGGCCCAGUCAACCCGCCCCCUCUGCCUUCGCUCCAUACUAUACAGCGGCAGCCACCAGUGCUCCUCCCCACCCCACCCCCCGCUCGCGCUCACUCCUUGGCUCGCUCGGUCAGUAGUGGUAGGCCGGCAGGAAGGCUCCCGCUCCCGGCCCACUCACAGCUGCCUGCCAUCGACAACGCGCGCGCGCGCACGGGAGCGUGCGGUGUCCGCUGUUUCCAUGGCUCCAUCCCGCGCCGGCGCCGGCGCCGUGCUGCCCGUGGUGGUGGCGCUCCUCCUCGGCGUCGCCGCCACCACCGGUGGCGCCAGGAAGAUGGCGUCCCACGGCGAGGUAAAGAUUGGUUUGAUGAAACCCAGAAGGGGAUGGAAAACCAAGAAAAAUCGAUGAAGGGUGGGAGACUGGACGAAGGGAUGAUGGGAAUAAAAUUGGGCGCGAAUCUCAAGGCAUCUCCUGGCGCGCCUGCGGCCGGCGGCUCGGCGGACCAGUUCCGGGGGAAGGCGCGGCUGCCGAGCUUCGCCGCGCCGCGCCGCUACGAGCUCUUCCUCCGCCCCGACCUCGUCGCCUGCACCUUCUCCGGCUCGGUGGCCAUCUCCGUCGCCGUCUCCGCGCCCACCCGCUUCCUCGUGCUCAACGCCCUCGACCUCUCCGUCAACCGCACCUCCAUCCGCUUCCAGGCUUUGGAGCCCACGGAGGUGGUGUUCUUCAAGGAUGACGGUGUGUUGGUGCUCGGGUUCGCCAAGCAGCUGCCCCUCGGCGAGGGCCUGCUCAAGAUGGACUUCAACGGCAUUCUUAACGACCAGAUGAGAGGCUUCUACAGGAGUAAGUACCAGUAUAAGGGGAAAGAGAGAAACAUGGCGGUGACGCAGUUUGAGUCUGUGGAUGCGCGGCGGUGCUUCCCCUGCUGGGAUGAGCCCGCAUUCAAGGCUAAGUUCAAGCUAACACUUGAAGUUCCAUCUGAGCUGGUAGCACUGUCCAACAUGCCAGUAGGUAACGCGACAUUUGCUGGUCCUAUCAAAACUGUGCGUUACCUGGAAUCGCCACCUAUGUCAACUUAUUUAGUGGCCAUAGUUGUCGGUUUGUUUGAAUAUGUAGAGGGUAUGACAACAAAAGGCACGAGAGUUCGUGUGUACACUCAAAUUGGUAAGAGUAACCAAGGGAAGUUUGCACUAGAUGUUGGAGUGAAGUCGUUGAAUCUCUAUAAAGAUUACUUUGACACUCCUUUUCCACUCCCCAAGUUGGAUAUGGUUGCUAUCCCCGAUUUUGCUGCUGGAGCCAUGGAGAACUAUGGAUUGGUCACUUACCGGGAAGUAGCUUUGCUUUUCGAUGACAAGUCUUCAUCAGCAUCCAGCAGACAGAGUGUUGCAAUUACUGUGGCACAUGAAUUGGCUCAUCAAUGGUUUGGCAAUCUUGUAACCAUGGAAUGGUGGACUCACUUGUGGUUAAAUGAGGGAUUUGCCACAUGGGUGAGCCAUCUAGCAGUAGAUUCUUUUUUUCCACAAUGGAAUAUCUGGACACAGUUUCUCGAUAGCACAACCACUGCUCUCAGGCUGGAUUCACUAGAGGCGUCUCAUCCCAUUGAGGUUGAAAUACACCAUGCCAGUGAAGUUGAUCAGAUUUUUGAUGCUAUUAGCUAUGACAAGGGUGCUUCUGUUAUUCGCAUGCUACAAAGUUACCUUGGCGCAGAGCGUUUUCAGAAAGCGAUGGCUUCAUAUAUGAAGAAAUAUGCAUUCUCAAAUGCUAAAACCGAGGACCUGUGGGCUGUUCUUGAAAAGGAAACUGGUGAACCUGUCAAGGAUUUGAUGACUACAUGGACGAAGCAAAAAGGUUAUCCUGUUAUUAAUGCGAAAAUUAAAGGGGAUGACAUAGAGAUUGAGCAGGCCCAGUUUUUGUUAGAUGGGUCCUCUGGCUCUGGCAUGUGGAUUGUCCCUAUAACUUCAGGAUGUGGUGCAUAUGAUACACAGAAAAAGUUCUUGUUGAAACUUAAACGUGAUAAGAUGGUCAUUGGUUCACAAUGUGGUGACCGAAAGAAGGGUGGAAACUUUUGGACUAAGUUGAAUAUAAAUGGAACUGGAUUUUACAGAGUUAAAUAUGACGAUGAGCUUGCAGCUGCACUUCAAAAUGCGUUGGAGACAAAGAAGCUCUCACUAAUGGAUAAAAUUGGCACUGUGGAUGACUUAUAUGCGCUUUCUAUUGCCCGCCAGCAAACAUUUGCGUCGUUGCUACGUUUACUCUACGGUUAUCGUGGGGAAGCUGAUUAUAGUGUUCUUUCACACAUAAACACUGUAACCACAAGUAUAGCUAAAGUAUCUGCUGAUGCUACUCCUGCCUUGGCUGGUGACAUCAAACAACUUUUGAUCAAGAUUCUUUUGUCACCUGCAGAAAAGUUAGGCUGGGACCCCAAGAAGGGUGAAAGCCACCUGGAUGUAAUGCUUAGACCACUGCUGUUGACUGCACUUGUCCAACUUGGACAUGGUAAGACCAUUAAUGAAGGAGUUAGGCGCUUUAACAUCUUCACACGUGAUCGCGGCACUUCUCUUCUUCCUCCGGAUACUAGAAAGGCCGCAUACCUUGCUGUGAUGCAGAAUGUUAGUAGUUCAAACAGAUCCGGUUAUGAUGCUCUCCGAAAAAUCUACAAGGAGUCAGCUGAAGGGGAGGAAAGAUUACAAGUCCUAGGCAUAUUAUCUUCUUGCCGGGAUAAGGGUAUUGUCCUUGAAUCACUGAAUUUAAUUUUCACUAAUGAGGUUCGCAAUCAAGAUGCAUAUAUUCUCCUUAGAGGUAUUCAACCAGAGGCACGUGAAAUUUCGUGGAACUGGUUGAAGGAAAACUGGGAGCGCAUCUCAAGGACGUUUUCCGGGAGCUUGGCGGCGAAUUUUGUUAAAAACAUUGUUCCAUUGUUCACCUCCAACGAGAAGGCGGCAGAGAUCUCCAAGUUCUUUGCAACGCGCACAAAGCCCGGAUUCGAGAGGACGCUGAAGCAGAGCCUUGAAACCGUGCGGAUCAGUGCGAGAUGGGCCGAGGGCAUCAGGAGCGAGCCCGGGCUUUCACAGACGGUGCGCGAGCUCCUGGCCAAGCCCUGACGUGCUGCAGCUAGAGUGCUAGGUUACAGUUGUUGUUGGCAAUAAGAAUGCAUUUGUGCCUUAUCAUGUGUGGAAACUGUGGUUUGAGAUGAUAUUUGGUUGUACAUUUGUAGUGGUGGUGGUAGUGAGUCAGCUGAUGCCAGUUUGUAGCCAAAUCAUUGAUUGUUAUGCAUAUGGUGCAAACGGGUUGUAUGAAGAAUGAUAAUGUCAAGGAGGAACUAGGUAGCAUAUCCAUUAAAAGGAAAUUCAGGCAAAACAAAGAAAAUUUUGGCAAAGCUCCAA